Alternaria arborescens is the source of this 789-nucleotide messenger RNA. RefSeq lists its product as hypothetical. Lineage: Eukaryota; Fungi; Ascomycota; Dothideomycetes; Pleosporales; Pleosporaceae. The transcript has 2 exons. Bases 1 to 789 code for a protein of 262 amino acids. The record is from RefSeq and is a predicted model, not a curated record.
AUGAAGCUCACUCUUGUUACCCUCUCCGCUGUUGUGGCGUCCACCACCACCGCAUCUCCUCUUGUCCUCGAACCCCGCCAACAAUGCAGUACAUCGUGGAGCUACCCCUACACUGGUCGCGCACCUCCUGGCAAUUACAAAGCGUUCAACUUGGCUAGCUGCACCGCACAACUCAGCUUCAACAAAGACCAAUACGUCGGCGUACAAUGGGCCUUUGAAGCCACCUACGCCGACGGCAGCCGUGCAGAACUCAAGCCCUUCCGCGAUUUCAACAGCUUCGGUGUCAGCGACACCUUCUACCCCUACCUAGGAAACAACUUCCUCACCCGGUACCCAGGGAACUCAGCGUUCACGGCUGUGCAUGAGUUUAGCAGUGUGUGCAAGAACGGACAGGCGCCAGUCUCAUGGCGAUUCUACACAACAUCAGGGACAGCGAAUGGCUGCUACACAACGGGUCAGAUCCGUGCUGUUGGCGGGGUCUCGCGUCCGGCCAAGGUCACAGGCGUUUCUUUGCGGAGGAGCAACGAUGCUGGGGAUUUCGAGGUUACCUGGUCGCCAGUGUCCAGAGCAGUUGCGUAUUCAGUGAUUGUGCAGUACCCAACUGGCACAGAUGAAGUUGGGAAUCCAUAUACGAAUGUGAGGGGUGCACGUGUGCAGGGAAGUUCGACGAGCGUCGCGACGACUACGCGCAGGCAGGAUGUACAGAGAAAGGUAAUUGUGCACGCUGUGGACUCGCAGAGUGUGUGGUCAUUUACGAGCGAUGUUCAAGCAGUUGCUGCUAGCUGGUAG